Molecule: messenger RNA, 3392 nt
Organism: Capsicum annuum
Lineage: Eukaryota; Viridiplantae; Streptophyta; Magnoliopsida; Solanales; Solanaceae
Product: putative E3 ubiquitin-protein ligase RF298
Exons: 3
Coding region: 175-2331 (718 amino acids)
Source: RefSeq, a predicted model, not a curated record
UUUAUUUUUCCCAAAAAUUUUACAGUUAGACAGAGAAAGGCAAAACGUUGAAUGCUUUAGAGCUGAGACAAUAUAUAAAAACAAUCAAAAUACGGAACUAUCGAAUUUUUCUCUACUCUUUUCCGAUGCUCUUAGAUUUAUCGCACCCUUUGAUUAGCUUAAAUCUGCUAAGAUAUGGCAUCAAUGGUUGCUACGGCAUUUACAAGCACAUCUGAUCAGUAUUCACCUGCGAUGACAGUAGAGAAGGGAAGUAGGAAUAAGAGGAAAUUCAUGGCUGAUCCACCACUAACUGACCCAAAUAAAUUGAUUCCUUCUCCACAGAUGGAAAGCGUGAAUUUUGAAUUCUCUGCUGACAAAUUUGGUAUCAUCCCUAGUCAUGGAUUGAUGAAUGGUUGUGAUGUUUGUAGCAUGACGCAAGAGACUUCGGGAGGCUUGAAACUUGACCUUGGAUUGUCGUGUACAAAAGGAGUAGGUCCAAGCCAGCCUAGAGACGAAAUUAAAACUACUGAAGAUUUUCAUGAUGCUGAUUGGAGUGAUCUGAUAGAAUCCCAGCUAGAAGAGCUUGUCUUGAGCAACUUAGAUACAAUUUUCAAGAGUGCAAUUAAGAAAGUUGUGGCCUGUGGUUACAGCGAAGAGAUUGCAAUGAGAGCUGUUUUAAGAUCUGGUAUUUUCUAUGGUUUCAAGGACAUUAUUUCAAAUAUAGUGGACAAUACAUUGGCUUUUCUUUGCAGAAGGACCGAGACUGAUUCAUCCAUUGAGCACUAUUUUGAGGACUUGCAGCAGAUGGAGAAGUAUGUGUUAGCUGAAUUGGUCUGUGUUCUGUGUGAAGUUAGGCCUUUUUUCAGCGUUGGUGAUGCAAUGUGGUGCUUAUUAAUAUGUGACAUGAAUGUGUCUCAUGCUUGUGCAAUGGAAAGCACUCCUUUGGGUAGUUUGGUUGACGGGAAUGAAAAUUCAUCUGCCUCUCUGCAGCCUCAUAUCCCAUCAGAGGCCGGAAUUUCUGAAUCCAACAAUGCCACUUUCUGUAAAUCAACCCCUAUUGUUACUUCUAUACAUUAUCCAUCUGAGAUACCCAAUGGGUCUUCAGAUACUUGUGGGCAUAGAUUUCAGCCGGAGGCAUCCACGAUGACAGGAUUUCAACACGUCACACCCAAAUCUCUCACAGGACUUAUACCUGAGAAAGAGUGUCCAAGUCCUCUGUUUCAAACCUUUGAUAAAACCUUAACUGCGACUGGACCAUCCCGACCUCCAACUGCAGUGGAGAAGUUUGUUGCCAGUAGAAAGGUGUCUGGAAUCACCAAAAGAGAAUACAUACUUAGGCAAAAGUCCCUUCAGCUGGAGAAAUAUAACCGCAACUCUGGUGCCAAAGGGGCUUCUAGGAAACUCAGAAGUUUUGGUGGUUUAGUUUUAGAUAAGAAGCUUAAGUCCCUGGCUGAUUCUGCUAGCAUGAAAAUGAAGAAUGCUUCAAUAAAGGUCAAUAAGAUAGGAGCUUCUAUACCCCAAGACAAUGUACAGAAUAAUUUUCCAAUCAAUAAUGGAGUAGCUUCAACAUCCGUAUUUGGGUCAGAAAAUGGCAAUAGCUCAAUAGAACUACCUAGCUCAGAUAUUACUUCUUCAUUAUUGCCAGUCAAUACCUCACCUGCAUUUGCUGCUAAUAAUACUGAGCUUUCUCUCUCGUUGCCUACCAAAUACUGCUCCACUCCAAUACCUAUUAGUUACAAUACUGCUUCUGCGUCUAAUAUUAUAUCAAACGAGAAGUGUACUGCCCAAUGGGUUCCUCAAGUUAAGAAAGAUGAAAUGAUUCUGAAGUUAGUUCCAAGAGUGACGGAAUUGCAAAGUCAGCUCCAAGAAUGGACAGAAUGGGCUAAUCAGAAGGUUAUGCAAGCUGCUCGUAGAUUGAGUAAAGACAAAGCUGAGCUCAAAACACUUCUGCUGGAAAAAGAAGAGGUUGAGAGGCUUAAGAAAGAAAAGAAGACUUCUGAGCAAACCAAUAUGAAAAUACAAGCUGAGAGGGAAAAUGCCUUACGUAAGGCUAGUGGACAAAUUGAGCGUGCUAAUGCUGCUGUUCGUAGGCUUGAAAUUGAGAAUGCUGCACUAAGGAGGGAAUUGGAAGCUGCAAAAUUGCGUGCAGCAGAGUCAUCUGAAAGCUGUCAAGAGGUAUUGAAGAGGGAAAAGAAGAUACUCAUGAAGUUCCAGUCAUUAGAGAAGCAGAAAGCUAUGUUUCAGGAUGAACUUGUAGCCAAAAAACGCAAGUUAAUGGAACUGUACCAGCAAAUGGAGCAAGCUAAAGUUGUUCACAACCAACUUGAGAUACUAAUGGUAAUUUGUCUGUGAGGGAAGUGCAUGCCUUACUGAAUAAACAACAUCAUGCAGGCUAGAUGGGAGCAGGAAAAGAAGGCAAAAGAAGAUUUUCUUACUCUGGCUAGUUCAAUAAGGAAAGAAAGAGAACAGAUUGAAGCUUCAGCUCAAUCCAAAGAGGUUACGACCAAAUUAAAAGCAGGUUUACAAAAGUAUAAAGAUGAUAUUGAGAGGUUAGAAAAGGAGAUAUCCCAGCUUAGAUUGAAGACCGAUUCUUCAAAGAUAGCUGCUCUUAAAAGAGGCAUAGAUGGAAGUUAUGCAAGCAAACUGACAGACUGUAGAAAUGCUUCAUUACCGAAGGACACUCGAAUGCCUUAUAUCUCCACAUUGGUGGCAGAUUUUGAGGACCAUUCUGAGAGUGGAGGGUUGAAACGAGAACAUGAGUGUGUCAUGUGCUUGUCAGAGGAGAGGUGUGUUGUUUUUCUCCCCUGCGCCCAUCAGGUGUUAUGCAUGACAUGCAAUCAGCUUCAUCAGAAGCAGGGAAUGAAAGACUGUCCUUCAUGUAGGAGCCCAAUCCAGCAGCGUAUUUCUGUCCGUUAUUCCAGUUGAUAGUUUCACCUCAAGAUAUGAGGCAAGCUAUAACGAUACAUGGAAACCCAUAGCAAAUGAUGCAUUUGGGUAGCUCCUUUCAAAAGUCAGACAGUUAUGCUCGGGACUAUAUAUGACUUUCGAUAAGAUGAAAAAGAAUACAAAGAAAAAUAAAAUAGAAAGAAUCUGCUAAAAGUGGAGCUUGUAGAUUACCAGCUCCUUUAAUUAAUCAAAAGUUGAGUUUCCCGAUUGUGUUGUGUAUAUGAGAAUCCCAUUGUGGACUUGUGCCAUAAGUUAACUAGGCUUGUGUCAUGCUGGUAACUGUUUCAUCAUCUGUAGACUUCAUUAUUUAGAAUGGCAAGGCUGUUCUUAGCUUGCACCUUGUGAAUGUCAAUAUAUACAUGAUAGGGAGCUAGCUAUCUUCAUUCUAGCAUUUCAUUUGCCUGAGCAGAUGUAUUGAUAAACUAUGAACAAGAUGAAAGCUCUCAGUACUCCCGUAGUUGUACUCA